AUGGAGCGGGGCGGGAGGCGCCGCGGCGAGGCCGAGGGAGGCAGGAUGAAGAGAACUGUCAUUAAAGACUGGAAAGCGAGACUGAGCUACUUCCUACAGAAUUCUUCCAACGCUACUAAUGAAUCUAAGAAAGGAGGGAAAUGCCGCAUCUACUUCAGGUAAGCUACCUUCCCUGAAGAAGCCCAGCUGUGGUCCGCUUUUGAUGAACUUCUUGCUAAUAAAUAUGGUCUUGCUGCUUUCCGAGCUUUCCUGAAGUCAGAGUUCUGUGAAGAGAACAUAGAGUUCUGGUUGGCCUGUGAAGACUUCAAGAAAACCAAGUCACCCCAGAAGCUGACUUCGAAAGCAAAGAAAAUCUACAAUGACUUUAUUGAAAAGGAGGCUCCCAAAGAGAUAAACAUAGACUUUCAAACAAAGAACAUCAUUGCACAGAAUAUUGAAGAAGCCACACAUACCUGCUUCAGUGCAGCACAGAAAAGAGUUUACAGCUUAAUGGAGAAUAACUCAUACCCACGUUUUUUGGAAUCUGAAUUCUAUCAGGAGCUGUGCAAGAAGACACCUAUCACCAGAGCAGCCCAGGGUACAUGAAUGAUAGAGAAGAGUGCAAUGAAGCCUCUUGGCUAGUGAGGAAACAAGCUAAAGCUCAUGGCAGCAUCCUGACCCCAGAGACUUAGAUACUGAGCACCCUGUGUGUUUGCCAUGUUGCAAGGACAAAUACCGACUUGGUGCAAAACUGAUGGCAGAGUGAUGCUUUUGGAAGGCAUUGAGAGUUGACAGGAGACAUGUGCCAGCCCGCUGCUUGUGAUGUGCUUCUCAGAGUGCUGCAGAGAAGGAGACUCCAUGCAUUAGACUAAACCAUACACUGUUCAAGUCCUUGCUGAGGUGGCGGUGCAGCAGAUCAGAACAGAGCUUCCUUUUUACAAACAGAAGCUGCUCUGUACAGUUGUGCUGGGAACUUGAGUAAUUGGUUGCAUAUUCAUUUUUCCUAAACAUCAGCCAGUGUUGCAAUCAUCAGUCACUUGGUGUAUUAACACUGGUUGUGUAGUAGCCUCUAGCUGCUAAGAGAUGGUUGGGUUUCUGUCCAACUUCCAGACAGUAACAGCACUGUGCAGCAAGAGGUGAGGAAGAGAGCUAACAGUGCCCAGAGGAACAGGUUCUACAACUAAAGUAUGCAGGGCUAGCUUGUGUCAGCUGGGCUGCAGGAAGCCAGCUCGAGGGCGUACAGGAGCUGUAUAGUGUUAUAUUUCUGUGUGGAUUAUGAUUGUGUUGAAUGCAACAAUCUCAUAAUUCUGUCUUGAGGACAGCAAACUUCAGUGAAGUAUCUUAUUUUUAAUAAA
This is a messenger RNA of Cuculus canorus (common cuckoo), 1334 nucleotides long. Its product is annotated as regulator of G protein signaling 2. The record is from RefSeq and is a predicted model, not a curated record. Lineage: Eukaryota; Metazoa; Chordata; Aves; Cuculiformes; Cuculidae.